CUUAUUAUUUGAAUUAUUUGACUUCAAAAAUGCUUCGUUCCUUAAGAAACGGAUCAAACGUUGUUAAACAAUUACCUAUAAUCAGAAAAGGAAUUAUUACCACAAUUAGCACGAAGUCUCCACGGAAAAAGCAAAUCGCCAUAACUCCUGGUUUGUUAUGGGGAAAUAAACAAUUAGAACAUUUCAGAAUAGCGAUAAAUGAAGUAAAAGAUUUCGAAAAAAUUUUUCAAGAAAGCCCUCCAAAGAUUGAAAGUUUAUCUGAAGAAAUAAAAGAGGCAUUUUCUAUAGAUCUAUCUAAGUUAGACAUUUUAUAUAAUAUAGAUUGGGGAAAGAUAGGACAUAAACAGGUUUCCAGAGUCGUAAGAUCUUUACUGGCAGUAACAAAGACUCAUAGAAACGUUGAACAUCAGGAAAUUAAUUUAGCAUAA
Messenger RNA from Entrophospora candida, 428 nucleotides. The record is from the annotation of a GenBank genome assembly. Lineage: Eukaryota; Fungi; Glomeromycota; Glomeromycetes; Entrophosporales; Entrophosporaceae.